Arvicola amphibius (Eurasian water vole) is the source of this 6211-nucleotide messenger RNA. RefSeq names its product diphosphoinositol pentakisphosphate kinase 1 (gene Ppip5k1). NCBI's taxonomy places the organism in Eukaryota, Metazoa, Chordata, Mammalia, Rodentia, Cricetidae. The transcript is spliced from 32 exons. Gene Ontology annotation, biological process: inositol phosphate biosynthetic process; inositol metabolic process. The coding region runs from base 168 to 4718 and encodes 1516 amino acids. Gene Ontology annotation, cellular component: cytosol. The record is from RefSeq and is a predicted model, not a curated record. Gene Ontology annotation, molecular function: inositol hexakisphosphate kinase activity; 5-diphosphoinositol pentakisphosphate 1-kinase activity; diphosphoinositol pentakisphosphate kinase activity.
GUCGCUGCCUGCAGGUUCGGCUGCGCGAGCGGAGGGAGGCGGGAAUCAACAGUAGCCUUCCUUGGAGAACUGCUUCUUCUAUUUGCUGCCUGGAGCUAACAUUGUUUCCUGCUGGCAGAAUCAGGGACAUGCCAGCACUAGCGGGAUGAGUGGGUGUUCCGGCGGGGAUGUGGUCAUUGACGGCCAAUGAGGAUGAGAGCAGUACGGCCCACUUCUUCCUCGGAGCUGGAGAUGAGGGCUUGGGCACCUGUGGAAUAGGCAUGAGGAUGGAAGAGAGUGACAGUGAGCUCCUCGAGGACGAGGAGGAUGAAGUGCCUCCAGAACCUCAGAUUAUUGUCGGCAUCUGUGCCAUGACCAAGAAAUCCAAGUCCAAGCCAAUGACUCAAAUCCUAGAGCGACUCUGCAGGUUUGACUACCUGACUGUUGUCAUCCUGGGAGAAGACGUCAUCCUCAACGAACCUGUGGAGAACUGGCCGUCCUGCCACUGUCUCAUUUCUUUCCACUCCAAAGGCUUUCCUCUGGACAAAGCUGUUGCUUACUCCAAGCUUCGAAACCCCUUCCUCAUCAAUGAUCUGGCCAUGCAGUAUUACAUCCAAGAUAGGAGGGAGGUGUACCGGAUCCUGCAGGAGGAGGGUAUUGAUCUGCCAAGAUAUGCCGUGCUCAACCGUGACCCCGCCUGUCCUGAGGAGUGUAGCCUGAUAGAAGGUGAAGACCAGGUGGAGGUCAAUGGAGCUGUCUUUCCCAAGCCCUUUGUGGAGAAGCCAGUGAGUGCAGAGGACCACAAUGUUUACAUCUACUACCCCAGCUCUGCUGGAGGAGGAAGCCAGCGCCUCUUUCGUAAGAUCGGCAGUCGGAGCAGCGUUUACUCUCCCGAGAGCAGCGUCCGGAAGACAGGAUCAUACAUCUAUGAGGAGUUUAUGCCAACAGAUGGCACAGAUGUUAAGGUGUAUACAGUGGGGCCCGAUUAUGCCCAUGCUGAAGCUAGAAAGUCUCCAGCUUUGGAUGGGAAGGUUGAACGAGACAGUGAGGGGAAAGAGGUUCGCUAUCCAGUCAUGCUGACCGCCAUGGAAAAGCUGGUAGCCAGGAAAGUCUGCGUAGCUUUUAAGCAAACAGUCUGUGGAUUUGACCUUCUUCGUGCCAAUGGUCACUCCUUCGUGUGUGACGUCAAUGGCUUUAGCUUUGUCAAGAACUCGAUGAAAUAUUAUGAUGAUUGUGCCAAGAUUCUGGGGAACACCAUUAUGCGGGAGCUUGCCCCACAGUUCCAGAUCCCAUGGUCCAUCCCCACAGAAGCCGAGGACAUUCCCAUCGUCCCUACCACAUCUGGCACUAUGAUGGAGCUCCGCUGUGUCAUCGCAAUUAUCCGUCAUGGAGAUCGAACUCCAAAGCAGAAGAUGAAGAUGGAAGUGACCCACCCAAGGUUUUUUGCUCUCUUUGAAAAACAUGGUGGAUACAAGACGGGAAAAUUAAAACUUAAGAGACCUGAGCAGCUCCAGGAGGUUCUGGACAUUACGAGGCUCCUGCUAGCUGAACUGGAGAAAGAACCAGGCACUGAGAUCGAGGAGAAGACCGGGAAGUUGGAGCAGCUGAAGUCCGUGCUGGAGAUGUAUGGCCACUUCUCGGGUAUCAAUCGGAAGGUGCAGCUGACUUACUACCCCCACGGAGUGAAAGCUUCGAAUGAGGGCCAAGAUCCACAGAGAGAAGCCCUGGCUCCCUCUCUCCUGCUGGUAUUGAAGUGGGGUGGAGAGCUGACUCCUGAUGGCCGUGUGCAGGCCGAGGAGCUGGGUCGAGCUUUUCGCUGCAUGUACCCUGGAGGCCAGGGUGACUACGCUGGCUUCCCUGGCUGUGGGCUGCUUCGUCUCCAUAGCACUUUCCGUCAUGACCUCAAGAUCUACGCGUCCGACGAGGGCCGCGUCCAGAUGACUGCUGCAGCCUUUGCGAAGGGCCUCCUGGCUCUAGAAGGGGAGCUGACACCCAUUCUGGUGCAAAUGGUGAAGAGCGCCAACAUGAACGGGCUGCUGGACAGCGACAGUGAUUCCCUGAGCAGCUGCCAGCACCGCGUCAAGGCACGGCUGCACCACAUUUUGCAGCAGGAUGCACCCUUCGGCCCCGAGGACUAUGACCAGCUGGCUCCCACCGGAAGUACCUCUCUCCUCAACUCCAUGUCUCUCAUCCAGAAUCCUGUCAAAGUCUGUAAUCAGGUGUUUUCCCUGAUUGAGAACCUUACCCACCAGAUUCGGGAACGGAUGCAGGACCCCAGCUCUGUAGACCUGCAGCUCUACCACAGUGAGACACUGGAGCUAAUGCUGCAGCGUUGGAGCAAACUAGAGCGCGACUUCCGGCACAAGAGCGGGCGCUAUGACAUCAGCAAGAUCCCUGAUAUCUAUGACUGUGUCAAGUAUGAUGUACAGCAUAACGGGAGUCUGGGGCUUGAGGGCACAGCCGAGUUGCUGCAUCUUUCCAAAGCUCUGGCCGAUGUGGUCAUUCCCCAGGAGUAUGGGAUCAGUCGGGAGGAGAAAAUGGAAAUUGCUGUGGGCUUCUGUCUUCCACUUCUGCGGAAAAUCCUGCUUGACCUACAGAGAACCCACGAGGAUGAGUCUGUCAACAAGCUGCAUCCCCUGUACUCCCGUGGAGUGCUCUCUCCAGGGCGCCAUGUUCGAACACGUCUGUAUUUCACCAGUGAAAGUCACGUUCACUCCCUACUCAGUGUCUUCCGUUAUGGGGGACUUCUUGACGAGACCCAGGAUGCACAAUGGCAGCGAGCUUUGGCUUAUCUUAGUGCCAUCUCAGAGCUCAACUACAUGACCCAGAUUGUUAUCAUGCUUUAUGAGGACAACACACGGGACCCGUUGUCGGAGGAGCGGUUCCAUGUGGAGCUCCACUUCAGCCCUGGGGUGAAAGGUAUUGAAGAAGGCAGUGCCCCAGCUGGCUGUGGAUUCCGCCCAGCUUCUUCAGAGAAUGGGGAGAUGAAAGCAGAUCAAGGCAGCGUAGAGAACCUGUGCCCAGGGAAGGCCUCAGACGAACCAGACCGAGCAGUGCAGACCUCUCCCCAACCUGUCGAGGGCACUGGCCUCCCAAGGAGGUCACCCCUCAUUCGGAAUCGAAAAGCUGGCUCCAUGGAGGUGCUGUCUGAGACUUCAUCUUCAAGGCCCGGUGGCUACCGGCUGUUUUCAUCUUCACGUCCCCCAACAGAGAUGAAGCAGAGUGGCCUAGGCUCACAGUGCACAGGGCUGUUCAGCACCACAGUGCUGGGCGGCUCCUCCAGCGCUCCGAAUCUUCAGGACUACGCCCGCAGCCAUGGCAAAAAACUCCCGCCUGCCAGUCUAAAGCACCGAGAUGAGCUCUUGUUUGUCCCGGCCGUAAAACGAUUUUCUGUGUCGUUUGCAAAGCAUCCGACUAACGAGCUGCUGGAUGACCAGCACCCUGUGGUCCGGUUGCUGCGCACUUUUUCCUCUGACUGCCCAAGGGGCUGGCCAGUUUCCUUGGAUGCCACGCUGGCGCACCACCUGCACCAGUGCUCCUACCACCUGCGCCUCUUCCGGAACUGGCUGCGCUCAGGCCAGGAUGACCCCGAGUGCCUCUACGGAUUUGAAGGGUGCUCCAUGGUACCUACCAUCUACCCCCUGGAAACACUACACAAUGCCCUUUCCCUGCGUCAAGUGAGUGAGUUCUUGACAAAAGUCUGCCAGCGCCACACUGAUGCCCAUGCACAGGCAUCUGCAGCCCUCUUUGACGCUAUACACAACCCGGCCUCAGAUAGCCCGUUUUCCCCACCCCGUACUCUUCAUUCGCCACCGCUGCAACUCCGGCAUCGCUCUGAAAAGCCACCUUGGUACAGCAGUGGUCCUUCCAGCACCGUGUCCAGUGCUGGCCCUUCCUCUCCUACUGCAGCAGAUGGAAACUCACAUUUUGGCUUCAGUGAUCAGUCCUCUGUAAAUACACAUAUGACUGAAGAAAACCAAGGCCUUGGGCUGCUCCGGGAGCCUCCUGGAGAAGGAACACAAGAGUUCCCUGUAAAAAGACAGCAAGAGCUUGUGGAGCCCAGUCAGUCUCCUCUGGAGUCACCUGUGGAAACCAGCCCUCUAGGAGGCCAGGAUGUUGCUGAAGUCAGCCAGGUCAGCCAGGAGGUCCCAGAUACCACCCAGACACGCUCUAACAUCCUCGAGGAGGUUGGCCAGCCUAGCCAAGAGGUCCCUGACAUCAGCCAGCUGUUCCUGAAGAACCAUGACACUGCCACCAGCACAUGUCAGCCAUGCCAGAAGGCUUAUGAGGAAGUCGGCCAGCUUUGUCAAUACAGCCCUGAGGAGAGUAACCAGCUGUGCCAAGAGGUCCCUGUGGAGCUGGGCAGGAUGGCCCAUGGAGGCCCUGUAAGCGUUGGUAGCAUGGUCCAGGAAACAGUUACGGAAAUCGGCAGGCCAACCCGAGAGAUCCCUGAAGAGACUGGCCCACCAUGCCAGGAAUUCUCUGUGGAGGUUGGCAUACUGGCUCAGGAGGUCCCUGCCAUCAUCAAGUUGUCUCAAGACAUUCCUGAGGCUGACAAACUAUCCCAAGAGCUCACUGAGGAGGCUGGUCUGCAGGCUCAGGAGGUCUCUGAGGAGACUGAUGAGGACUCCAGGGAGGAUCUCCCCCAAGGCCAGGGUCCAUCUAGUGAUGUAAACACUGAAAGUCAGUCUCUGGCCCGUGACCAGCUCUCAUCCCUUCCUCCAGCAACGUGUCAUUAGUCGCUUUCCCAUUGGUGCCGUCCUCCACCAGCCAUCUGAGCCAGAGCAAGGCCUGGGCUCACAUCAGGGAUGUCUGAGGAAGCAGGCCUUCUGGCAUAGAACAUAUGCCUAAGGGAGAGCUAAUUUAUGUUCAGAGCAGCUAGCAGCUCUUCACUAGCUGUGGAGUAGGAAAUCGUAGAUUGUUCAAGGAAAUGCCACUUAACUGUUGAUACCGUUGAGGGGACAGCAAAUAUACAAUGGAAGGCAGAAGGCUUUCUACUUGUUGAAGGAAAUAUUCACAACUUCUUAAGGUACCCUCAGACCAUAUGUGCAUUCAAGGAAGCUCUUGUCUUCACUGUCACAGGCAGGCCCAGGGCAGCCGCCCGAAAUGUCUGCAGAAUAGAGUUGCCUUCUCGCAAACAUCUGUCAUGGCCACUCAUGGCUUAGACUGGGCUCAUGGGUGUUUCCGUAUAAUUGCCAAGUGCUCCCUCUGCCCUAGUCCUGCUCCUCUGGACAGUGACUCUAGAGAAAAGUAGAUAUUAGAUUGUCAUGCAACUUCAGGGUGACUACCUGCUCUGGGAGAUUUGGAUCAAUCUAUGAAGCUAGGCCUCCUUUUGUUGUGAGGCUAUUGGGUUUAGAAGAUGCUGUAGUAGAGAGAAUCAAGUAUAUUUUAAGCAAUUAGCAGAGAUCAAUGUUGUACAGACAUGAGCAAAGAUUUAAUAUAUAUAUAUAUAUAUAUAUUUCUGUAGUUUGCCAGGGACAGACUGGCCAAAGAUCAAACACUCCAGGGUCCCCGAGACGUUUGUCCUUAUAUCAUGUGUCUUUAGGACCAUAUAUGAUUAUGAAGCUUUUCCCAAAGAUCUAGGGUGGGAGUGGGCAUGGAUAAUGCAGUCACUGGAGUCAGGGGCCGGGACAUGACGAGUGCUCAAUAAAUACAAGAUAAUGAGAACGCGGGUGGUGGUGCCUUUGUGAACUCGAUAAUCAAUAGGUAAGCCAGUUGUGUCUGUGACUGAAUCAAUCAAAAGCUAUUGUAGUUGAGCAGGGAUUGGCUUUAAAAAUAGAGAAGUCUGGCAUUUGAGUCCCUGUAGGGUCAGUCUACCUCCCCAAAUGUUUUUAAUGAGCAGAGUGCUGAGAAGUGUGAUUGGAACAAGAUUUGAGCUCUGUGAAGCAGCAAAGGCCACUUGCCUUCUCACCAGCUCCCUAGAAACACACCCUAAUGUCCCCUCCAGUGGGAACAUUGGAGGGGAACUAACAUGAAGAGGUGAUGCCUGGUCUCUGCUCCAUUGACAUCUUUACAUUGGGAAAGCUCAGGACUGGGAGGACUAGAAUGUCUCUUUUCCAUAUAUACAUUUAUAACCUGACCACUCAUGACAUACCCAAGACUAUAGAGGGGGGAUGGGAGUAGACAGUAAAAGGCUCAGAGUUUUCUGGGCAAAGACAGUGAUUGUUUUUGACUCCAUAGAAUGCAGAUCCCAUUCUCUAAACCAAAUGUAUGUGCCCACAUUUUUAAGCCA